AGGUCCCGUUCCAGCUGUUGUGCAUUCCUGUGCGCUACACGGCCAGCCUCUCAGUGUGUAUGUGUAUGUAUGUAUAUUUUGUUUGUGGGUGAGGACGGCGCAUCAAGUCUCUCCUGAAGAACCGCGAGUGCCGUUGAACUUCUCGGUCCAGCGGUGGAAUGCGCCGGUGAUGAGUCCUGGACAAGGUUUCAGAGGAAAGUGACAGCAGCAGAACCGCUUGGAUUUUUUAUUAAAGAGAAAGUUUGGGGACUUUUGUGUUUGUGUUGGAAUCUUCUCUCGUCAUGACCGAGCUUCUCAGCACCGUUUCAACAACGGACCCAGAGACACUCUGUCAGUCAGAGUCAGACCAGAUGAGUCCAGACGAGCCACAGUCUCCCUUGGACCUGAUAGACACAGGGAAAUGCCUGAAGGUCCAAACAGCCACACCACAUCUGGUCAGCCUGGGUAGUGGGAGACUGAGUGUGGCUAUCACCCUACUGCCCCUUAAAGAAGGAGUGACCCGUAUCGGGCGUGAGGACGCAGCGGUACCCCAAGACAUCACCAUCCAGGGUGUAGGUAUCGAGGCGGAACACUGCAUCAUCAUCAACACAUCAGGGGUCAUCAUCCUCGACCCUUGUGGGAACCUCUGCUCCUUGGACGGCGUCCCUGUGACAUCACCUGUCCCGCUAACACAAGGUUACUCUCUGUGUCUGGGUCAAUCCUACUUCUUCCGUUUCAACCAUCCAGAAGAGGCCAGCCGUAUGAAGAGCAUGCUGCCCCAGAAGAGCCCUGUCUCUCCUCUGGCCUACAGCACAGACUAUCUGAAGUUCAGUAGUGACUACAGCCAUGGGGUGGUGGGAGGGGCCGGCAGUGCAAGAGGGAUGCGUUCUGCCUCAGAGCUCCGUGAUUUGAUGGACACCUUACAACGAAAGAAGAUCGCCCUGGAGACCAGCCUGAGAGCCAAUGGGGACUCUAGCCCCUCCUACUUCAGUAUGACACAGUCUCCACCCACCACGCCUGUGACCUCACCCACCUCGAUGUCGUCAGCCUAUCAAGAGCAGGCUAGGCGUUUCUAUGGCUCUGAUCGCCCGCCCCUCUCAGUCAAAGCCGCGGUCCCUCCCUCCCCCUCUCGGCGCUCUGACCCCCCUUCCUCCCGAUCCUCCAUGACCCGGAACCAAUCCUACCAAUCACAAGACAGCCUGCUGGCCUCCGCUGGCGACGGGCGACGACAACUAAACCCAAACUCCUCCCCCCUGUUGUCGAUGUGGAACGGUGGAGGUUCCUCUAACUCAGUGGCCGGUGGUGAGAGCCUCUCCUCUCCUCCUCCACGCUCAUCCCUCUCUCCAACCAGUGGAGCAGCCAGCGUGCCCUCCAGCCCCCGCCUGGGACGCCGAAGUCACGGCAACCAUGAGCCGACACCUAGCAACCGAACCAGGAAGUACUCUGCAGGGUCGAUAGGCGGCAUGAUAGGAAGUCACAGCCUCUCUCUGCCCCGCCUCUGCCUGUCAUCGUCGCCACGUUCCCAUGAUAAUGGAUCCUUGGUGCUCUCUACCCUCCCCCCGACCUCGCGGCGCUCUGAACCUCUACGUAACUCUUCUCACAACAAUAGCCAAAACCACACCACAAACAGUAACUACAACCAUAACCAAACCACUAACUUUACCUACAGCCAGGCCCAAAACAUGAACCACAAUGGGAACCAAGGUGAGGGGGUGGUAUCCAUCUCCCUCUCCUCCCCAAAGUCUCCCACCCAGGCCCCUCCAGACGUGACUGUCCCGUUCCGAUCAGGGGGCUCCUCCAGUCCCCGCGUGGCCAAGAAACUCAGCCUCACCUCCACCAGCUCCACAUCCAGCCUCCAGGAGCCAGAGUGGCCAGCCAGCUGUGGAGUCUCCCCUGGACCAGAGCUUUUUUUCGGGGAGAGGGAGCACAGAGGUGGCAGCCUGGAGCCUGGUCUAGGGUUAGGGGAACGGAGACAGUCUUUUGGGAAGGGUGGACUUGAACCGGGGUUCGGUCUGGGGGAGAGAAGACAGUCCUUUGGAAAGGGAGGGGUAGAACCUAGUUUGGGAUUUGGGGAACGGAGACAGUCUUUUGGGAAGGGAGGUUUAGAGCCAGGUUUAGGGUUAGGGGAACGAACGCAGUCAUUUGGGAAGGGAGGAGUGGGGCUGGGGGCGGGGGUGACCCCACCGGGGGGGUUCAGGGCGAGGAGUGGCAGUAUCAGCUCCCUGAGUGGGAAGGAAGAACUGACUGACUACCACCAUCGCCAGAGAGAUGAGAGACUACGAGAACAGGAGGUGGAGAGACUGGAACGCCAGCGGCUGGAAACCAUUCUGUCUCUGUGUUCAGAGCUGGGUCGAUCGGAGCAGGACAGGGAGAGGAGUGUUGGUUCUAGUGUCGAUACCGGUGCUGGUCUAGCCGACCUUCAGAUGAUCAACCGGGAACUAGAGAAACUCCAGGUCUCUGACGACGAUGAGUCAGAAUCCGUCUUCUCUGACUCAACUGUGAACGGAAAUGGGGCCGGUAGCGGCUCGGAGAACGGUUACUAUGGUAACGACGAGGAGCGUCCAGUCCGACAGCGACGGAGCAGCGGCCACCGGGACAACAUGGCAGAAUCGCCGGCCAUCAUCCUACGAAGCUCCGCCACCUCGCUCACCGCGCACCUGCCUAGGACUAAUAGGGCGCUGGUGGAGGAGGGCCAGCGGAGGCAGGAAGUGACCCGUGUGGAGGAGGAGAGGAUCCAGGUGCUGAACAACAUGGAGGAGCUGGAACAGAAGAUCAAAGAACUGGACAACCAGAUGGACGAGUCUCUCAGAGAGGUGGAGGUGGAGCGUGCCCUGGUGGAGGCAGAGCAGCAGGCGGAGCUAGCGGCCUUGCAGCAGGAGAGAGAUGCUCUGGAGACACUCAACACCAAGAUGUCUGACAUGGAACAACAGGCACAGAACCAGAAGACUCCGGCAUGUGUGUCGCUGCAGGCUGAGAGGGCUAGGGUAGAGCAGCUGUCUCAGAGUGUGUGUGAGCUGCGCUCCCAGCUCCACUGCUGUCCUGAGGCCAUGAAGGAGCCCCUACAGGAGCAGCUCACCAGGAACUCUGAGGUGCUGGAAGCUGAGACGAAGCGUUUUGAGGACCUGGAGUUUCAGCAGCUGGAGAGAGAGAGUCGUCAUGAUGAGGAGAAGGAGGAAAGCACACAACAACUCCUCAGAGAGAUAGCUGACUACCAACGGAGCACCGUCACACGCAAGGAGAGGCUGGUGGCGCUAAAUAAGCAGGCGGGACAGAUUUCCCAGCAGGCUCAGCGAGAGAAGGACAGCUUCCUGAAGGAGCGGACCAACCUGCAGAUGAUGGUGCAGAGGGAGAAAGAUAACCUUGCUUCUGUGGAAAAUAAGUAUGCUGACCUCACAGGUGGGCGGGGCUUCCCUCUCAGCCCUAUCAGUCUCAAGGAGCCACUUCUUCUCUCCCCCCUUUCCCCUCAUGGUAUGUUCCAGGGCUAUGUAACAGUCAGUGAGAUCAAUGAAAUGUACUCCCAGCUGGGGGGGAACCCUAGUCCCGCCCCUGCCCCUGUUCUGGCCAAUCCCUCCCCUGAUUCUGAGCCUAGUCCCCCCACUGACGACAGCGCCCCAAAACCAGCGGAGGACGAGCUCUGUCGCUCCUCCUCUCCUGUCGAUUGUCCUUCCUCCUUUUCUUCCCAUCCCCUAUUGCCCCGCCGCCCCCCUCUCACCAAAACCCCCUCGGUUCAUUGGCCGGAGGACAUGGUGACGUAUCGUGACCCCUCUCCCCUCCCUGACUCUCCUCCUCCUCCUCUGCCUGUCAAAAAACACAGCCACAACAGGCAGGUAAAGGCUGUGUGUUUAUAUCCUGUGCUGUUGUGUGUUUGUGUCCUGUGCUGGUGUGUGUGUGUGUGUGUGUGUGUGUGUGAUUCUGACUAUUGUGUGUGUGUUCAGCACUUCCGUUCACUGGAGGAGAGAAAGAGGUUAGUGAAAGAAGGUGGGGCCCACAUGAGUGACACAUUACCCAGGAAGAAGACCACGUCCAUCGUAACCCCUCAGUUCAACUGUGCUACACUAGGACGCAGCAUGCCUAACAAGUCCCAUCAGCCCCUGGUCCAGAGUUCUAGCUGUGGCAGUAUUUUACCCCGGGCCAUGUCUGUCUCCUCCAAUAGAGACACAGAUAAACGGCGCCUGCACAAGGGUCAGCCGAGCUCUCGCGCCGCCUCCCAGUCCAACGUGUACCUGGACACCUACGGUCACUGUGAUAACGGCCAGGCAUACGACACCAUGAGCGUGGACAGCUCUGACUCAAUGGAGACCAGCAUCUCUGCCUGCUCCCCGGACAACAUCUCCUGUGCCAGUACGUCUAACGUGACCAAACUGGAGGAAAUGGAGCGUCUGCUGAGACAGGCUCAGGCAGAGAAGAAUCGCCUCAUAGAACACAAGGAGCAAGAGAUGGAGUCACGCAAACAGGCUCUGGAGGAGGAGAGGAGGAGGAGGGAGGAUCUGGAGAAACGACUGCAGGAGGAGACCAACAGACGACAGAAACUCAUCGACAGGGAGGUGAAACUACGGGAGAAACAGAGAGCACAGUCCCGUCCUCUGACGCGCUACCUGCCAGUUCGAAAGGAUGACUUUGACCUAAAAGCCCAUAUAGAGUCAGCGGGCCACAGUGCUGACACCUGUUUCCACCUGUCCCUCACGGAGAAGACAUGCCGAGGAUUCCUGGUCAAGAUGGGGGGAAAGAUCAAGACCUGGAAGAAACGCUGGUUUGUCUUUGACCGCAACCGACGAACGCUCUCCUACUUCUCAGACAAGCAUGAGGCCAAGCUGAAAGGGGUCAUCUACUUCCAAGCAAUAGAGGAAGUUUACUAUGACCACUUAAAGAACGCACACAAGAGUCCUAACCCGUGUCUGACGUUCAGUGUGAAGACUCAUGACAGGGUCUAUUACAUGGUGGCCCCCUCUCCUGAGGCCAUGAGGAUCUGGAUGGAUGUCAUUGUCACUGGGGCCGAGGGAUACACUCAGUUCAUGGUGUAGAAGGAGCGAUAUGGUCAUGGCGGAGGGAUACACCCACUUUAUGGUGUAAAGAGGGGUGCUUCGGAGUGGAAGGAUACAGCCAGCGUGUGGUGACGACGACAGGACUAGCUCCUCUCUUUUCUCUGACACAGAUGGACUGUUGUUUUUAUUUCUGUAUUUUAUUAUUAUAGAAAUGUCCAAGGACGUGUUAUCAACAGUGUGCCUUAACACUCACAGUAGCUCCGCUGGGAUUGGCCAGUGUUUUUAUGCAUAAUUCGUAAACAAGCAAACAGAACGGUCAUUUCAAUUCCAGGUUGUGUAGGGUCAAAAGAUCAGGCGGCAAGUUACAUCCCCAAAGACCUCAGGUCUCGUGUGUGUGUGUGUGUGUGUGUGUGUGUGUGUGUGUGUGUGUGUGUGUGUGUGUGUGUGUGUGUGUUUUUGCUACAUUGUGAUCACAUAACCCAGAGGUGCUAAUCUUUUUGUAUGAUGUCUUUUCUCAUGAGGCCAAUGUCCUCCAUUGCGUCUUCUAGUGUAGCCAAAGGUCAAGUCAUCUGUGGUAAAAUACAAUACCCAAGGUUGCUACUUGGAGAAUAGGUUGUCAUUGAGAUGCAGCCUUAUACAUGUCAGUGGUAGAAUAAAUACAGGAUCAUAUAGGUUAACCCUCACAGAUUAUAAUCAUGCUGGUCGAGCUUUCGCUGCGUAUUUUAUCGUUGACUAACCAGAUAGCUAUAUGGUAGCUGUGAGUUGUAUUUAUCAAAUGCCUUGUUUCAUGUUUAAUGGUGAGCAGCCUUGGCAUAUAGGCUUACUGUAUGUUAGUGCUCAGUCACGAUGCUUUUCCUUCCCACCAUCAUAUACAUCUAGUUAUUCCCUCUCAUCAGUAGAGGAUGACAGCUGAACAGUCUGAGGGACAGUGGAUGACCCCUAACCAUCCCAACUCAACCCUACCACCUUCUGCAGUGAGUGUAGAACUGAAAGGACAGAUGGAAGCAAAUCCAAUCCAUUUUUGUCACUUGCUUCAUAAACAACAGGUGGAGACUAACAGUGAAAUGCUUACUUAAAUGACUCAAUUCCACCCUGCCCAUUAUUUCUGCUGUAUCCUUUCAGACAUGAAGCAUCCGGGGUCGGGCUAGCCAGGCGUUUGAUUCAUUAUCGGGCAUUAAUGUGCUUUUUAACCAUUAUACAGUGGGGCAAAAAAGUAUUUAGUCAGCCACCAAUUGUGCAAGUUCUCCCACUUAAAAAGAUGAGGCCUGUAAUUUUCAUCAUAG
This is a messenger RNA of Oncorhynchus kisutch (coho salmon), 6244 nucleotides long. Its product is annotated as pleckstrin homology-like domain family B member 2. Gene Ontology annotation, cellular component: basal cortex. The transcript is spliced from 23 exons. NCBI's taxonomy places the organism in Eukaryota, Metazoa, Chordata, Actinopteri, Salmoniformes, Salmonidae. Gene Ontology annotation, biological process: regulation of microtubule cytoskeleton organization. The record is from RefSeq and is a predicted model, not a curated record. Gene Ontology annotation, molecular function: protein binding. Bases 282 to 5000 code for a protein of 1572 amino acids.